This is a messenger RNA of Diabrotica balteata, 2359 nucleotides long. Lineage: Eukaryota; Metazoa; Arthropoda; Insecta; Coleoptera; Chrysomelidae. The record is from the annotation of a GenBank genome assembly.
AAGAAAGUGUUUCCAAAUUAUUACAUUUUUACGAUUAAACAUUUAAUAACCACUUGUUACUUAGUACAUACUUAUUAAAAUACUUAAAUAUGGAAGCGUUAAACAAUGAUCACAUCAUGUUAAUAUUAAAUAAAAUGAAAUCUAGUGUAAAUGAAACUUACCAUCAGAAAUGGACAGCCGAAGCAGGAUCAGAAUGUUACAAACAGGACAUUGUGAAGUUAGAUUUUAAAAUAGAGUAUUUAAAGAACGACAUUGCACGAAUUGAAGAAGAUAUAAAAGAAAUUACACCUCAGAUUGAGAUGUUGGAGGACCAAUAUAAGAUAUUAAUGGAUACUUAUUUUAUAAGUCAAGAAUCAUUAAUUUUUCAAAAAUCACAUAUAGAAUGUAUAACUGAAAAAGCAAAAAUGCGUAAAGAAGAAUGUGAUACUAUUUUAAGAAAGUAUACGGAACAGUUAGAAAGUCGCACAAAACAUUUAGAAGAAACAAAUCCAACUUUUAAAGUCUUAAGGGAAUUACAAGUAGAACUAAGGAAAGAACAAUUUAAUAUUAAAAUGUUGAAAUUUAAACGAAAACAACAAACAUGGAUUGAAGAAACAAAAUCUAAAAUAAAACAAAAGUUGUACUAUCAAGAUUUUAUUCUGUUCGCCAAAGCAUGGCUGGAAAAGAAAAAUUAUGAUGAAUCUAUAAAACGCUUGCAAGAGCUGAGUAUAAGAGAGAAGGAAUUAAUGAAGAAGUUGCUGAAAUUCAAUGAAGAAUUUAAAGAAAAACAAAAAUAUAGAAAUGCCAGAAAAGUCGAUCAAAGAAAUGAGGAAUCACAAGUUGCCCUAGAAAAGUUAAUAACUGAGACAUCAUUAAAACCCAAAAAUGAUAACGAUUUUUCAAAAAGAUCAUUGGAAAAUCUAAACAAUCUGUUUUUGAAACCAAAUUAUGUUGGCAGUUUACCUCCAGCUAAACAAAUCCAGAAUGUAUCUAAGCUUAAUAUUUUGGAAAACAAAGUAAUUAGACCGCGCAAUGUUGAAACUACAUUGGGAAAUGAAAAUAAGAAUAAAGAAGAAAAAAGAAAGGCGUUAAGUAAAAAAUUACAACAAGUCGUACAUAAUGUACAACAUAUGAAAGAUAGACAGGCUUCCUUUAAAGAAAAUAAGCUAAAAAAAUAUUCCAGUUCAAAACAAAGUUUUAAAGCUGAUGGAAAAAAUGAAGAGAGUGGAAACAAUAAUGCUAGAAGUAAACUUGUUCCUUCUGUUCCAAUCGGUGCAAUUCAAAACGUUAACAGAGAUAUAAAACCGUCUCAAGAAUUGGAAACAACUAAAAAUUUAACCCAAGACCAUGACGCAAUGAAUUUGCUAUCGCAAGAAUCUGGUUGCAAUGUUCAAACAAAAUUAAGGGAGUUUAGAUAUGAUCCGGAUAUAUCCCAGCAAAGAUUGAAUACUAAUCAACAGAAGCGAUUUACAGAGCGCAACCUUACAGGUAUUACUGAGAAUACAUAUAACAAGAAUGAACAGCAUCAAUAUUUUUCUGGUAUAGGAACCGAUGGAGGCAAUUAUAGGACAACAGAAAUGAAGUUAGGUCAUCAAUUUGAAAAAUACCAACCGUUUAUGGCAGAUAAUAACAAGAGUGAAUAUUUUUCAAGAAAUAAUAUAAGAGACAUCGACAAUAAUCGGUUUGAUCCAAACUUGCCUUCUUCUUCACAAGUUCCACCUCAAGGAACACAUAAAACUCCCGAUAACGAAAAAUCUUCAAUUUUUGAAAAUAAAUUUGGAAUUCAACCGGAUAAAAUUACUCAAAACUCUUCAAAUAUCAACAACAGCACUUUGUUUAGUUCUAACACCAAUAAAGGUAAUAUCAUUGAAGGAGAUAAACACGAAUUCCAUAUGCCGUUUUCUAUGGCGCAAUCAGACAUGACUUCUAACAAACAGCAGUAUCAUUUUGAGGAAAAUAAGAAUAAUACUCGAAAUACUCCUUUCAAGAAACAAAAAUUGGAUGACUACCCAAACGUUGCCGAUAACUCUUUACUUAAUAUGUCGUUGGAUAUGAAAAAUUAUGGAGCAGAAUUUUCUCAACAAAACAGGGACGAUAGUAAAAUGUUAGAAUUAAAUGGGAGUCAAUAUAAUUUUGCAAAUAUUACAGGAUUUAUGCCAAGUCCCGCGGAUGAUUUCCCAAUGAGUCCAGAAUUCAAUACGAGUGUGUUGCAAGAGCAUAAUCAAAAAGGAUCUGAAAUGCCUUUCAGCGAACAAGGAUUUGCCUUUUCUCAACUGAAUAAUACUUUUGGAUUUAAGUUUUAAUAGGGACUACUUGUUUAUUUUAUUUACGUGCAAUAUACUUCCUUUAUCAAAAUAAAACAUUAUUGUUAUAAUUAUAG